Polyodon spathula (Mississippi paddlefish) is the source of this 2832-nucleotide messenger RNA. RefSeq names its product RING finger protein unkempt homolog. The record is from RefSeq and is a predicted model, not a curated record. The coding region runs from base 197 to 2641 and encodes 814 amino acids. The transcript is spliced from 16 exons. Gene Ontology annotation, molecular function: mRNA CDS binding; metal ion binding. Gene Ontology annotation, biological process: cell morphogenesis involved in neuron differentiation. NCBI's taxonomy places the organism in Eukaryota, Metazoa, Chordata, Actinopteri, Acipenseriformes, Polyodontidae.
GGGGGGGCUGCUGUUCUUGCUGCAAUGCAUCAUGGUUCUUGAUUGUUUCAUAAGGCACUACAGUUCCCAGGGUGCCAUGCGCCACUGCCUUGAUUUCCCGUUCCCGGAACCAGGCGCAUGCGUAGUUUAGGAAAGUAAGCGGACCGCGGAGUGUAGAGAACAAUAAUAAAAGGAAGCUCGGAAGACAGACAGAAACAUGUCGAAAGGCUCCGUUGCUGCGAGCUCUUCGUCCGGAGCUGUCGCUGCCACACCUGCCCCCAUCGCCACAGGCUCAUUGUCUCCUGCCAGCUCGCUGCACGCACAGCCAGAGAAACCGCAGCACUACACGUACCUGAAGGAGUUCCGCACUGAGCAGUGUCCCCUCUUUGUGCAGCACAAGUGUUCCCAGCAUCGACCCUUCACUUGCUUCUACUGGCACUUUGUAAACCAGCGGCGUCGCAGGCCUAUCCGCCGCCGGGACAGCACCUUCAACUACAGCCCCGACAUCUACUGCACUCAGUACGAGGAGGGCUCAGGCACCUGCCCUGAUGGGGACGACUGCCCAUUCCUCCACCGCACUGCAGGCGACACCGAGAGGCGCUACCACCUUCGCUACUAUAAGACGGGCACCUGCAUCCACGAGACAGACGGUAAGGGCAACUGCAGCAAGAAUGGGCCACACUGCACCUUUGCACACGGACCACAGGACCUGCGCACACCUGUCUACGACAUCAGGGAACUCCAGGCGAUGGAGGCAAUGCAGAACGGGCAGGCCGCUGCUGAGGGCAGUGCUGAGGGGCAGCCAGCCAUUGCAGCCAGCUGUGCCCUGAUUGAGAAGAUCCUGUGUGAAGAGCCCCGGUGGCAAGAGGCCAGCUAUGUGCUGUCCAGUUACAAGACGGAGCAGUGCAAGAAACCCCCGCGACUGUGUCGUCAGGGUUACGCCUGUCCCUACUACCACAACAGCAAGGACCGUCGCAGGGGCCCCCGCAAGCACAAAUACAGGUCGCUGCCCUGCCCCGGGGUGAAGCAUGCUGACGAGUGGGGUGACCCCAGCAAGUGUGAGAGCGGAGACGGCUGCCAGUACUGCCACACACGCACAGAGCAGCAGUUCCACCCAGAGAUUUACAAAUCCACAAAAUGUAAUGACAUGCAGCAGGCUGGCAGCUGCCCACGCGGACCCUUCUGUGCCUUCGCUCACAUGGACCAGCCCUUAUGCAGUGAUGAAGCCCAGUCCUCCUGCUCGGCCUCCAGCCCAACGCCUGCAGGCCUGCCCCUCUUAACUCCUGCAGACUCGCUGCCUGUCAGCCCCACCAGCCCACACACCUCUGAGCUGCAUAGUAUUCUGUCCAGCAGCUGCAGCUCUCUCAACCCUUCCAGUAUGUGUGUCUCACCACAGGGGAUGCUGGGAAGGAUGCUGUGCCAGGAGUCCUCCAGCCUGGAGGCCCCGUUCUUCACAACUGCAGGAGGUGGCUAUGGGAAAGCACCAGGCUUUGAACGUGAAGACCAGGCAAAACAGAAAGCACAUACCCUGGAGCAUAGGAGUGGAGACUCAGCCCCCUUCCACUGUAGUACUGGACCCACACCGGUUCGACACCAUGCACUGGAUGGGCUGGGUCUGCUCCCUGUGGGGAGCCCCCCAACGUCCAGCAUCUCCUCCAGCAUGACAUCCAGCCUGGCCACAACCCCCCCCAGCCCUGCAGCCAGCAGCACCACCCGUGGCAUGAACGCCAACGCACUGCCCUUCUACCCCACCAGCGACACCGUCGAGUCCGUCGUGGAGUCUGCCCUGGAUGAUCUGGACCUCAAUGAUUUUGGCAUGGCAGCGCUAGAGAAGAGUUUCGACAGCACAACUGCAGCCCACAGCAGCAGCAGCAUCAUGAUCGGGGGGAGUUUGCUUCAGAGCUCGGCUCCCGUUAACAUCCCUGGCUCUCUGGGAAGCUCCGCCUCCUUUCACUCUGCCUCACUGUCUCCACCAAUCAAUUGUUCUCAUUUCAUGCCCUCCAGCCUCCAGCAUCACCAGCGCCACCUGAGCCAAUCAGACAGCACCUUUCCACAGGGCUCACUAGGUCUGAACGGGAUGAACAGCAGUAUCUGGGAGCACUUCCCACCUGGGAACUUCUCCCCUAACUCCUCCCCCGCCUUCCUGACAGGCGCCAGCUCCGGGGAGCUGACACGACUGCGGCAUGAGCUGGACGAGGCCAGCGGAGCACUGAAACACUGGGAGGAGUCCUGGGGGCAGGCCAGACAGGCAUGUGACAUGUGGAAGAGGGAUGUGGAAGAGGCAAAUGAGGACGCAGCCAGCGCAGGCCGGGAGGGUGCUAUGGCGCUCAAGCGGAGGGAGGUGCUGGAGCAGCGAGCUCAACAGCUUCACGAGGCGCUUCAGCGGCUGCAGGCCGGAAAGGAGCCGCAGAUCCUUCACUGCUACGAGCAGCUCCAGCUGCUGCCCCUGCCCACACUGUAUAACCUGCAGACACAACUGCGCUCCGGCCUGGAGAGAGUCGAGCAGGCUGUCUUCCAGCUGCAGAAGGUGAAGUGUCUGCGCUGUCAGGAGGGGAGCCGUGUGAUGUUGCCGUGCCAACACACUGUGCUGUGUGAGGCCUGUUCCUGCAUAGAGGAGUGUCCUGUUUGCCGGCCUCCCGGGACACUGAGCCUGCAGUCCUGACCACACUGGCUUUCUUGCAGUAGAUUGAGGGGGGAGACUACUCGUAUCUAAUAGACUGUUAAAGCUGGAAGAACCCUUCUGCGUACAAACUCGAGCUGUUUAGAGCAGGGCUGUCAAACUGGAGGGCCGCAGUGUCUUCUGGCUUUCGUUCCACCCGAGCUCUCCGUUACUUAAUUGGUCUAAUUAUUUGA